Messenger RNA from Gossypium raimondii (Peruvian cotton), 1414 nucleotides. RefSeq names its product lysM domain-containing GPI-anchored protein 2-like. The record is from RefSeq and is a predicted model, not a curated record. NCBI's taxonomy places the organism in Eukaryota, Viridiplantae, Streptophyta, Magnoliopsida, Malvales, Malvaceae.
CGUAGAAGUGUAGAACAAGGCUCCGUGCGCAGGAAAAACUCAGAUUUAGAAGUCUCGGAUGAAAAGUAACCCUGCCUAACUGACCCCACUGCACCAUUUCUCAUUUAAAAACCCACCCACUGUCAAAGGAAAUCUCUUGCGAAGACCAGAAACAUGGGUUUUGCUCUCCUUCCAGUUUUGGUCUCAGUUCUCACCAUUCAGUACUCUGCAGCUCAAAGCUUCAAAUGUAGCUCGAGCGACCCGAGUACAUGUCAUGCAUUGGUCGGCUACAUCACUGUUAACAACACCAACCUCGGCGCCAUUCAAUCCCUUUUUAGCGUCAAGAACCUCAGGAGUCUCCUUGGAGCCAACAACUUACCUCUCAACACCAAGCGCAGCUAUGCCAUACCCGCACAACAGGUCAUCAAAGUCCCCAUCAAUUGUUUGUGCAACAACAACACUGGAACUUCCAGCGGUGCUCCUAUCUACACCGUUCAACCAGGUGACGGCCUCUACCACAUUGCAGCUGAGGUGUUCUCGCGGUUACUGCUUUACCAGCAAAUUGCAGCAGCCAAUAAUAUUAGGGAUGCCAAUUUGAUAACGAUUGGGGACAAGCUCAAAAUCCCCUUGCCCUGUAGCUGCGAUGAAGUGGACGGCCAGAAAGUGGUGCAUUACGCACAUAUGGUGAAGUCAGGGAGUUCUUUGGGGGAGAUCGCUCAAGAGUUUGGAACUAAUGAGGAGACUUUGGCUAGGAUUAAUGGGAUCAAAGCCGACAGUGACUUAAAAGCUGACCAACCAAUUGAUGUUCCUCUCAAAGCCUACUCAUCCAUAAGCAGUGACUCCUUCGACUUCCCUUUACUUGCUGCUAAUGGCACAUACCUUUUCACUGCAAAUGGUUGUGUGAAAUGCAUGUGUGAUGCUGCUAACAACUGGACAUUACAUUGUGAACCAUCCCAGAAUAAACCAUCCAAGUGGGAUACAUGCCCAUCCAUGAAAUGCCAAGGUGCCGAAGGUUUGUCUAUUGGAAAUAGCACCGCUGCAGGUUGCAAUCGAUCAACAUGUUCCUACGCCGGCUUUAACAACUCAACCAUCAUGACAACCCUAGUUCAAGACUCCUCAUCUUGUUCAAUAUCCCCUCCAAGCAAUGAUGUCUCAAGAAUCAAUUCGAGUUGGGACUGUCUUUUCAUCUUGGUCUUGCUUGGUUUCCAUUUAUUCCAGUGAAAUGUUAGUGCUGCCAUUGAAGUCCUAUGUUGAUCAACAUCAUGAUUAGACUAUUGCAAUGUAAAGGAAAUUUAUUUUUGAUGAUAUACGGAUAUCAGAAAUUGUUGAAUUGAGUGAAUAAACUCAUUCACAAGCUCACUGGAAAUGUCAUCUCCAGAGCUUCAAAACUUUUUCAAAUAAAAAUAGUUCAUUCUAAAGGUUUUUAGUUGAUAAA